This is a messenger RNA of Chlorocebus sabaeus (green monkey), 2041 nucleotides long. RefSeq names its product RALY heterogeneous nuclear ribonucleoprotein (gene RALY). The record is from RefSeq and is a predicted model, not a curated record. NCBI's taxonomy places the organism in Eukaryota, Metazoa, Chordata, Mammalia, Primates, Cercopithecidae. Gene Ontology annotation, molecular function: RNA binding. Gene Ontology annotation, cellular component: nucleus.
CCUGUCCCCGCCGAAGCUCUGGACCUUUCCAAAGCCAGGCUGAGAGGGUGGGGAGAGCCCAUGCGCUUGAGAAGCCGGGCUGUUUCUGGGCGGGGCUGCAGACUCCUAGUUCUUGUGUCACCGUGUCCUUCCGGGGAGACAGAGAGAAGGGGGAGAGCCCGGGACCAGGGCCGGAGCGGCGGGGGGGGCUGAGCAGCGGGGAGCCGCUCCGGGUGCCCCCACCCCCGCGCGCCUCAGUGGUGCCGGCCGAGGGCAGGGCUCGCGGCUGCGGGGCUCGCGCCGCUGUCAGUGCGGCGAGGCGCGCAAGCGGCGCGGGCGCGGGGCAGCGGAACCCGGAGAAGCUGAGGGGGCGGUAGCGGCGGCGGCGGCGGCGGCGGCGGCGACGACGACGACGACGACGACUGCCCCGCGUGUGCCCAGCCUCCUCCCGCCGCAGCUGCCCUUUUCCUCCCUCCCUUACGUCCCCGAGUGCGACAGUACCGCCUCCUUCCCAGCCGCGCGGCUUCCUCCAGACCUCUCGGCGCGGGGCCCUCCUUUAACCUUCUACAGACUGAACUGGAGCUCAGGCUGUCUCCCUGGAGCUGUUCAAAGACUGGAGGAAAUUCUUUAAAACCUGUGGUGAGCCCUAUUCCCGGAGGCAGGUGGUGCUGACCCUGUAACCCAAAGGAGGAAACGGCUGGCUAAGCUCAGCAUUGUUACUGUCUUCAUUCCCCUAUUUGUAAAGUCGGAGUGCCUCCUUGUCCCCUCAUGUCUCGUGUGUGUGCACCAACCAUGCAGGUAGGCACCAUGUCCUUGAAGAUGCAGGCAAGCAACGUAACCAACAAGAAUGACCCCAAGUCCAUCAACUCUCGAGUGUUCAUUGGAAACCUCAACACAGCUCUGGUGAAGAAGUCAGAUGUGGAGACCAUCUUCUCUAAGUAUGGCCGUGUGGCCGGCUGUUCUGUGCACAAGGGCUAUGCCUUUGUUCAGUACUCCAACGAGCGCCAUGCCCGGGCAGCUGUGCUGGGAGAGAAUGGGCGGGUGCUGGCCGGGCAGACCCUGGACAUCAACAUGGCUGGAGAGCCUAAGCCUGACAGACCCAAGGGGCUAAAGAGAGCAGCAUCUGCCAUAUACAGUGGCUACAUCUUUGACUAUGAUUACUACCGGGACGACUUCUACGACAGGCUCUUCGACUACCGGGGCCGUCUGUCGCCGGUGCCAGUACCCAGGGCAGUCCCUGUGAAGCGACCCCGGGUCACAGUCCCUUUGGUCCGGCGUGUCAAAACUAACAUACCUGUCAAGCUCUUUGCCCGCUCCACAGCCAUCACCACCAGCUCAGCCAAGAUCAAAUUAAAGAGCAGUGAGCUGCAGGCCAUCAAGACGGAGCUGACACAGAUCAAGUCCAAUAUCGAUGCCCUGCUGAGCCGCUUGGAGCAGAUCGCUGCGGAGCAAAAGGCCAAUCCAGAUGGCAAGAAGAAGGGUGAUGGAGGUGGUGCCGGCGGCGGUGGCGGUGGUGGUGGCAGUGGCGGCAGCGGCGGCGGUGGUGGCGGUGGCGGCGGCGGCGGUGGCGGCGGUGGUGGCAGUAGCGGCAGCCGGGCACCAGCCCCCCAAGAGAACACGACUUCUGAGGCAGGCCUGCCCCAGGGAGAAGCACGGACCCGAGAUGACGGCGAUGAGGAGGGGCUGCUGACACACAGCGAGGAAGAGCUGCCUGACAGGAGCAAUGGCCACCAGCAGGUGAAGGGCAUCGCUGCCCCAGGCCUCAAGCCGGGCACCCAACCCUGGAUGCCACCCCCCAGCGGGUACCAGAGGAAAGCUGGCAGCAGGUGCCUCCUCCCCCAACGCAUCCCAGCCAGUGCCAUGUCCUCUGCAGGUGGAGUUACUGGCCUACUCCUUCCCCAUGAGCCCUCCCUGUCUGCACUGCCCAGGCCAGAGGGUAGAGCACAGGAGUUUCCCCACACUGCCUCCCCUCCCCAGGACACUCCUAGGCUUGGGUUUUUUCUAUAGGUUUGGCGGGGGGCCACAGGGAGGGGACCCUGACAAUAAAGAGAUUGGAUCCCAA